Molecule: messenger RNA, 543 nt
Organism: Cladocopium goreaui
Lineage: Eukaryota; Dinophyceae; Suessiales; Symbiodiniaceae
Source: the annotation of a GenBank genome assembly
AUGAAGCCUUCAUUGAUUCGGACAACUCUAAUAACUGAGUCUUUGACGCCGUGCCUCUUCGAAUGGCUGAAGAGCCUGCUGAUCAACAACAAGUUGUCAGUGCUGAAGACGGUGGUGCAGACAGCCUUCCUGCUGCUGAUGAGCCAGUGGUCAGUGCUGACCAGGAUGGCUUGGGCACACCUCACUGACAUCAUUUGGCCUGAUCUGAAACCCGCCCCCUGCGUUCUGAAUCUGCUGAAGAAGCAGAAAGGGGAAACUGACCAGGAAACUGACACGAAUCCUGAGGUCCCCGAGGUUUUCAGCAAACCGAAGCGUUUUUACGCCGUUGGCAUCAGAUCAUUCUUGGCAAUAUUGGUCUGGGACGUCAUACAACAAGUUCCCCGUGUGGCCUUGCGAUGUCCUAAUAUCUAUGAAGCGUUCGCGAACCGCAAAGUCCACAAUAUCGACCCUAGAGGCCUUCAUUUUCUGCAGAAGUAUUUGAACAAAGUUGGGGCCAGCUUUCCAGAUUUGAGAUUGCAAUUGCCUGCUCCCCUGCGUGCCUAA